Cucumis melo (muskmelon) is the source of this 401-nucleotide messenger RNA. Its product is annotated as stress-induced protein KIN2-like. The record is from RefSeq and is a predicted model, not a curated record. The transcript is spliced from 2 exons. Bases 87 to 287 code for a protein of 66 amino acids. Lineage: Eukaryota; Viridiplantae; Streptophyta; Magnoliopsida; Cucurbitales; Cucurbitaceae.
UUUAAUUAGAAGAAGAAUUUUAUAUUCACAAAUUGAUCUCAUCUCUUUCAAUUUGACCUAAUUAUCAUUAAGCUUUCUGUUUUACAAUGGCAGACACUAACUCUCAAAACAUGAGCUAUCAAGCUGGAGAAGCCAAGGGCCAAGCUCAGGAAAAGGCUAGCAAUAUGAUGGAUAAGGCAAGUAAUGCAGCUGAAUCAGCUAAAGAGUCAAUUCAAGAGUCAGGACAACAGAUGAUGGCUAAGGCUCAAGGAGCUGCCGAUGCUGUCAAAGAUGCCGUCAACAAAUAAAACCAAAUAUCAUCAUCUUAAUUAAUUAAUUAUGAGUUUUAUUUUUUGGAGUUUGGGAUUUGUUUGGUUACUCCUUUUAUAAUGUCAAAUAAAUUCCUAUUGGAAUUUUCUUCA